ACUCCAAUUUUAGCACUCUGCUCAAUAGUAUGAAGAUGGGGUUCCUACACUUCUUCUUCUUCAUCAUCUACAUGAUCAGUUUCAAGGUUCCUAUCUUAAGAUGCCAGGAUAUGGCAUGCCAUUCAAAUGACCUCAGGGCCUUGACUAACUUCGGCAAUUGCUUAACAUCAGGGAUUGAUGGCUGGAACUUCUCCACAUCUACUUGUUGCACGUGGGCUGGUGUCACUUGUGACAAUUCCACCACUUCAAGUAAUAGGGUAAUUGGGUUGGAACUUGGAAAGAAAAAGAUCUCUGGAGUACUAUGCGAGUCUUUAGAAGAUCUGGAUCAGCUGAGAAUCCUUAAUCUUUCUCAGAAUUUCCUUCAUGGAAUCGUUCCACCCAAAUUGUUUCAGUUGCAGAAUCUGGAAGCCCUGGAUUUAAACAGUAAUGAUUUUGUUGGUUCACUACCAGGAGGUAUUUAUUUACCCUCAAUCAAGUAUUUUGACAUUUCAUUCAACAGUUUUAAUGGUUCUGUCGAUCCAACAUUUUGCAAAACCUCACCCCAUCUUCAAGUUCUUGAUCUUGCCGGCAACCACUUCAGUGGUGAAGUUUCAACAAGUUUUGGAAGAUGUUCUUCUUUGCAGCAUCUCUUUCUUAAUGGUAAUAUGCUCUCAGGAAGUUUCCCAUACGGUCUCUUGCAGCUGCAAUAUCUCCAGGUAUUGCACCUUCAAGAUAAUCACUUUUCUGGGGCAUUGAAUGAUGGAAUAGCUAACCUUUCUAACCUUGUAGAAUUGGAUAUCUCCAACAACGUGUUUUCUGGAAAUCUUCCUGAUGUUUUUGAGAGGCUUAGAAAGCUUAAGUUCUUCUCUUCCAACUCAAAUAAAUUCAACGGCCAUUUGCCUAAUUCACUGGUGAAUUCUCCAACACUUGAAAUUCUUAAUUUGCGCAACAACACCAUGGAUGGACCAAUCAAUAUAAAUUGUUCUGCAAUGAUUCAUCUGGCUUUCUUGGAUGUUGGUACUAACAAUUUCCAAGGCCCGAUCCCUGAAAGUAUAUCCUCUUGUCAAAACUUGAGUGUUUUGAAUCUUAGCAGAAACAAACUCGGUGGGGAGGUUCCUUACAAGUUCAAGAAUCUGCAGGCCCUGACAUACCUCUCACUCUCAAAUACCAGCCUUGCAAACAUAUCAGCAGCUCUUGGAAUUCUACAACAAUGCAAAAAUUUGACUACUCUGGUCCUCACUCGCAAUUUUCAGGAUGAACAAAUGCCCAGUGAUGUGAAUUUGCAAUUUAAAAAUCUCAAGGUACUCAUUAUUGCCAAUUGUCAACUCAGAGGUUCAAUUCCACUAUGGUUGAGGGGUUGCAAAAUGCUGCAGUUAUUAGAUCUAUCUUGGAAUCACUUGAGUGGAUCUAUUCCACUCUGGAUAGGCAAUUUCAGUAGUCUCUUUUACUUGGAUUUCUCCGAUAACUCAUUUACUGGUGAAAUACCAAUAAGCUUGACAGGACUACAAAUCCUAACAGACAGGAGAAUCUUAAUUGAUGGAAAUGCCCCAGGCAUUCCUUUAUAUAAGAAAACUGGGAAAUCUAGUACAAGUUUGCAGUAUAACAAAAUUGGGAGCCUUCCACCAACUUUGGAUCUAAGUCACAACAAGCUGAAUGGACCAAUUUGGCCAAGUUUUGGGAACUUGAAAGGACUUCAUUUUUUAAACCUCAGCACGAACGAGCUUUCCGGGCCAAUUCCAGAUGAUUUAUCUAGAAUGUCAAGUUUAGAAAUUUUGGAUUUGUCUCAUAACAAAUUAUCCGGAGAAAUACCCAGUUCAUUGGUAAAGCUCAGCUUUCUAUCCAAGUUCAGUAUAGCAGACAAUCAACUUUAUGGGGAAAUCCCAACAGGAGGCCAAUUCUUGACCUUUCCAUGUUCAAGCUUUGAGGGGAACAAUGAUCUAUAUGGUGGUGGGGUUUUUACUUCAUGUCAACUUGCCCAACGUCCUCCUCCUGCACCACUUCCUCCCGCUACUCGGCCUCCCACUGAGAAAAUGACUAUUAUGGGCUUGCAGUUUGGGAUAGGAGCUGCAACUGGCUUUGCCAUAACUGUUAUCUUUUGCUUCAUGUCUGGCUGGGUGAUCCCAAAGCCAAAGGCAAGACAAAGGUAAAAGGUUUGAUUCUGCAUAUCUAAGUUGCAGUCUGAAGUGACAAAGAAUGCUCUCCUUGGUUGCAGCGGUCUGAUGUCUCUCAAUCCUUGGAUCCCUCUGUGAUUAUGUAGAAUAGAAUGAAACAUGUAUUAUUUGAAACUUGUAUUAUUGAAAAUUUUGCACUACUAUAAUGAGAACGUCAUAUAAACUAUAUAAUAGAAUGAGAAAUCCACAAGAAUGGCGAAA
Molecule: messenger RNA, 2351 nt
Organism: Hevea brasiliensis (rubber tree)
Lineage: Eukaryota; Viridiplantae; Streptophyta; Magnoliopsida; Malpighiales; Euphorbiaceae
Product: phytosulfokine receptor 1-like
Exons: 1
Coding region: 30-2126 (698 amino acids)
Molecular function (GO): protein binding
Source: RefSeq, a predicted model, not a curated record